AGAGGGAGGAGCUGGAGGAGGAGGAGGAGAGGCAGCAAUAGCAGCAGGAGCCGCAGCAGGAGCCGCGGCAGCAACGCGUAGACGCGGCCCCCCGCCUGGCAGCGAGGCAGAAAGCCGGCGCGGGGACAGCGAGACAGCCCGGGCCCCCGGAGCACUUCAGCUGGGCGCCGCUGUCUGCAGUUCCAGACGCCGGCCCGGCCUGGUGCCCACCUGCCCGUCUGCGCGAGCGGAGGCUGCUGCAGAAGCGAGGUGAGGAAGAUCACUCAGCGAGCUCCUACUGUGUGCCCCAGCUCUGUACUAGGGCCUGGAGAUACAAAGACGAGGAAACAUCGUUCCUGUGUUCAGAGCUCACCUUAGGUCAGGGUGGUUGGCUGUUCCUGCUGGACCAAGGCCCAGGCCACGUCGGCGCAUGAAACUGGCCUUCGUCUCUGCCAUGGAAGGAGCCCCAGCGCUGUGCUGCCAAGACCCCUGCACAGAACUGGUGGAAAGAGUUGCCACCAUUGAUGUGGCCGAACUGGGGGGAGCAGGCGAGGGGGACGACUGCAUGGUCUUCUCUGGGGACGGCCACAGCCGAGACUGCCCGACAAGCAGCGGUCCCCCUGAAGCCAGAGAGAGAAUCCCAUCGGCCCCCUCCCUGACCACGAGAGAUGCCCAUCCCCAGAAGGACCCCACAUACGUCCCUGUCCAGCCUUCCCUGUCCAACAGGAAGCUCUCCCUCCAGGAAAAAUCAAGCAGAAGCUGUCUGUCUGCUGCUGGCCCCUCUGGGAGCGGGCCCUAUGCCACAGGGCCUGCCAACCACAUCUCACCCUGCAUCGUACGCCGGCCCACCAUCGAAUCCAACCGAGUGUCCAUCUCAGAUGUGGAGGACUGUGUCCAGCUAAACCAGUACAAACUCCAGAGUGAGAUCGGAAAGGGCUCCUACGGUGUGGUGCGGCUGGCUUACAAUGAGUCUGAUGACAAGUAUUAUGCCAUGAAAGUCCUGUCCAAAAAGAAGCUACUAAAGCAAUACGGAUUCCCACGUCGCCCUCCUCCUCGAGGCUCUAAAGCUGCUAUGGGUGGUCAGACUGUACCCCUGGCACCCCUGGAUCGGGUCUAUCAGGAAAUUGCCAUCUUAAAGAAGUUGGACCAUGUGAACAUUGUAAAACUCAUCGAGGUCCUGGAUGACCCCGCUGAGGACAGCCUCUACAUGGUGUUUGACCUGCUCCAAAAGGGCCCUGUCAUGGAGGUGCCCUGUGAUGACCCCUUCACUGAGGAGCAAGCUUGGCCCUACCUGCGGGACAUUGUCCUGGGCCUGGAGUACCUGCAUUACCAGAAGAUCAUUCAUCGAGACAUCAAGCCAUCCAACCUGCUCUUGGGGGACGAUGACCGGGUGAAGAUCGCGGACUUUGGGGUCAGCAAUCAGUUUGAAGGGAACGACGCCCAGCUGUCCAGCACUGCGGGAACCCCAGCCUUCAUGGCCCCAGAGGCCAUCUCUGAUUCGGGCCAGAGCUUCAGAGGAAAGGCCCUGGAUGUCUGGGCUACAGGCAUCACUUUGUAUUGCUUUGUCUACGGGAAGUGCCCUUUCAUUGAUGAUUCCAUCCUGGCCCUCCACCAGAAGAUCAGGAAGGAGGAAGUGGGAUUCCCAGAGCAGCCCCCGAUCAGUGAGUCACUCCAGGACCUGAUCCUCCGGAUGUUGGACAAGAACCCCCAGACAAGGAUUGUGAUCCCUGAAAUCAAGUUACACCCCUGGGUGACCAAGAAUGGAGAGUACCCUCUCCCCUCCGAGGAGGAGCACUGCACUAUUGUGGAGGUAACAGAGGAGGAGGUGAAGAACUCGGUCAAGCUGAUCCCUCGGCUGCCCACUGUGAUCCUUGUGAAGGCCAUGUUAAGGAAACGUUCUUUUGGGAAUCCAUUUGAAACCCACUUCAAAUCAGAGGGCAGGUCUCCGUCAAGAACCUUAUUAAAGAAAGAAGAGUGUAACAAAGAUGUGCCUGACCCCCAUGAGGACCAGCCUGCCUCCUGAGCCCCCCACAGCCCCCUCGGGGGUCCUUGCACUGCUGCUGUCACCUCUCAUCCUGGGAUCAUGCACCCACCCCCAUAAAGGUUGUGAAACACCCUCCCCCAAAGGGGAAGAGAAGGGACACGUAGGGGGAGGGGGGAGGGGAGGAGCAGGUGCUGGCUGGCCAGGGAGCUUUGGGGACAUUGUUUACAGCGACGCAUGGGCCGAAAUCCUGUCCUGCUGGCCUUCCCCAGCCCCGGAGCCUGGGCCUCAUCUCCAUCGUGCUUGAGCCCCUACAGCCUUCAACAUCUUGACUGAUGAAUGUGUUUAAUUUAGAAUUCUAGGGGAAACGGAGCUUUCCCCCACCCCAGCAGUGGUGGGUGGGACCUAGAAUGUGGGAGAGGAGGAGAGAAUUAUGUGGGGUUCCCACAGCUUCAGUCUCACGGCCUAUCUAGCGGAAUGUGACUAGAAUGAGGAAGCUGCUGACGGUGUAGAUAUUAACGAUGACCUCUCCCCUAUCCCCCCUUCCCCCAAAAACAUCCAGAAGGGCCCUAUGUUUACAACGGGGAGUGAUCCUCUACCCACCUAGCCCGUUACCACCCUCCACUCCUCUCUUUUGUUACUGUCCAAAGCCUGCGCUGCAGGAAACAGCGCUUGGCAGAAGGCUGUGCUCUACAGCAACCUCGACCCCCAGGAGCCUGAUGUGGGCGUGGUAACACCCCCCUGACCUGGGGGAAUUAGUAAGCGAUGGUGUAGGACAAUACCCUGGCUGUUCUUGAGUAGAGGACAGGAGAUUUGGGAAGGCCCGCUGAGGGCUGGGCUGAGUCCUCUGGAAUAACUGGAAGUAGAACCCUUUCCCCAAAUCUUUAAAACUUGAGAAUUACCAGUCUGUUGCUUCCCUGCCCUCCUGGUACCAUUUGGUCCUACAAGUUCCAAAUGUCCCCAGUGCAAGUCAGCCACUGAGCUGACUUGGAGACACCCGUUCUGAACAAAAGCAGUGUGAGAUAGAAUAUCAGGAAAGAAAAAGCUGACUGGGGUUGAGUGGCCUGGAUCUUCUGUGGGCUUGGGUCAGUACAGCCACUCAGGAAGGGCCUCUCUCUCACCUCGGGGCCCGAGGUUACCGGACGGCCAAGUUUUGUACUCAAUUGGACCAAACGUUAAAGGACACCACAUGAGGCCCCCAGGGCACUUCUUGCUGUUGCUGUGGUAAACCAGGAAACUGAAUGUCGGGCCUCCUUCAGCCAGCCAACCCUCCCUGUGCAGCCCCAGAGCUGAGCUGUGGGCCCCUGGCAGGCUGUCUCUUCUGCACUCAGGCCACUUCUAUGCAGAUGCUGCUUGAUUUGGGGUGCUAAGAAGAGUGUCAGUGUCUAAGCUUCUUGUUUAAGUGCUGUUCAUUAGGUCAAGAGCACCAGUUGUUGGGGCCUGAGGGCCCCAGUGGGAGAUGUGCCAGGGCCCCACCCUAGGGGGAGCCCCCAGGCCAACACCCAGAGACCACCAAGCUUGCAAAGCCCUGACUCCUGCCAGACACAAGAGCGAGUUUAAAACGGGAACGUUCUGCCACCCAAUGCCUAGAAAACACGCUCAUCUACACGUUUCUGUCCUUCCAAGUACAGCACAUUCAGAAACCAGGGAGUUCAAAGGAAACUCCUGUGGGAUCCGUGAGGUUGAAAACAAGGAGGACUGAAGCCCAAGGGCUCCCCAAACAGGCACACAUGCUUUCUCCUCACACCUGUUUCCACACGUGUGCACGCUCUAUGCAUGACGUGUAUUAUAAUGUAGAUCUUCUCAUAUAUCAGCCUCUCUAUUCACUCUCAAGAGGUGGAGGGUGAGAUAGAAGAGAAACCUCAGAUGGGAGCUCCUUAAGAGGACAGAGACCUCUGUACAGUCCCAAGGCCUGUCACAGCUGAGGAAACAGGCUUCUCGGAGAGAGCCACAUGGGUGGGAAGCAGAGCACGCACCCAUGAGAGGCCCGAGGAGGCCACAUCUGGGAGCCCAGGGGGCACUGUCCUCUGGUACUUGCUUAUGGGUGAGUUUGGGGAGGACCUGGCUCCCUUUGUCCCCUGCUCCCAAGAGCCAUGUAGAGGAAGGCAGCCUGGUUGGUUAGGAAAGAUUUCCAUGUUUGUGAGCCCAGGUGCCCAGCAAGGCCUCCACCUUGUGGGCUGGACCCACAGGGGCAUCUACGCCCCCUGACUCAGUGGCCAAGCAGACCUGAGUGACCCACAAAGCAGGGUCUGGUCCCAUGGACCCUGAGCGAGUUCCAGGAGCUCCUUUCCCCCAUCCCCCUCCUCACCUGAGGGUUCCUCCCAUGCCCUUUCCUCAUCUGAACACCUUCUCGUCUUUGCCCUGCCUCAGCUGCUAGCCCUUGACGCUUUUAACGGGUGUCCCUGGUUCUCAGUGCUGGGGCCUGCUGACCACCUCACCUAGGCACACACACAAGCUCUGACCUCAUGCAGGGCUCUUGGGCAGGGUUUUGGCUGGAUUCCAUGGCUCCCCAGGCACACACUGGGAAUCCCUCCGGAGCCAGCCUGAGCGACUGGGGUGAAGCCCACUCAGAUAUCUGACUUGUCCUGAGAUCUCGAAAGGGCUGCCUGGGGAAGGAGGGAUCAGAAGUGCUCAUUGGGGGCCACUUUCCACAGGGCCUCCAUUUGGAGCCAGCCUUGGAAGGAGCUGGGGGAAAUGGACUAUAUGUGUAUUUGGAGAAUUGUGGCCAGAUGGCAUGGAAACCUGUACAUACUUAUUAAAAUGUAAAUAUGCAAA
Molecule: messenger RNA, 4735 nt
Organism: Phascolarctos cinereus (koala)
Lineage: Eukaryota; Metazoa; Chordata; Mammalia; Diprotodontia; Phascolarctidae
Gene: CAMKK1
Product: calcium/calmodulin dependent protein kinase kinase 1
Biological process (GO): protein phosphorylation; CAMKK-AMPK signaling cascade
Molecular function (GO): protein serine/threonine kinase activity; ATP binding
Source: RefSeq, a predicted model, not a curated record